Messenger RNA from Dermatophagoides farinae (American house dust mite), 3127 nucleotides. Its product is annotated as protein HID1. Gene Ontology annotation, cellular component: Golgi medial cisterna; membrane; Golgi trans cisterna. Lineage: Eukaryota; Metazoa; Arthropoda; Arachnida; Sarcoptiformes; Pyroglyphidae. The record is from RefSeq and is a predicted model, not a curated record.
GAUUUUAAAUAACAAAUACCGAUAUCGGUUGAUUUUUUUUUUUGAUUAAAAUUUGUUUCAUACUUAUUCAUUCCAUAUGUUUUCAAGAUAUGGGCAAUACGGACACCAAAUUAUCUUAUCGACAAGCUGUAAUCAAUCUAACUUCCCGAUCACAACCAAUCGAGCCAGAUGAUGAAUUUUGGUCACAAUUUUGGCAUGAAAAUCAUAUCGAUUCAAUAGGCGAUGUAUUUGCAUUGUUGACGGCUCAAGAGAUCCGUCAACUUCGCGAUGAAUCGCCAUCAAAUCUUUCCACAUUGUGUUAUAAAGCCGUAGAACAAUUGGUUAGGGUUACGGACACAUUGUGCAACACGGCCAGUCAACAUCGAACAGUACUCACUUGUUCUGCCUUAUUGACAAGAAUUCUUCCCUAUCUUUUUGAAGAUUCGGAUUGGCGGCAAUUUUUUUGGACACAAUUUCCGCUUGCAGAAUCGACUUCAGUUGAUGAAAACAAUUCGACUUUAUCAUCAUCAUAUCAUCCCUAUAAUCGGCCAUUGAAAUCAGAUAUUCCUGGAUGCGAGAUUCUAAACAAACAAAUUCCGUUAUCGCAUUCAUUAUUGUUAGCUAUCGCAGAUUUAAUGUUUUGUCCAGAUUUUACUGUAGCACCACUAGACUCAAAAGGAAAUAGAUUCGGUGCGCCUGAUACACCUCCCGAAGAUUUACAAUCAAUCGAUAGUUGUGAAUAUAUUUGGGAAGCUGGAGUUGGUUGUUCCAUAGGGUCACCAACAUCAGCAACAUACGAUAAUCAUCGUACGCAAUUGUUACGAUUAUUGUUGACCUGUUUCUCCGAAUCAAUCUAUUGUUCAGCGGCACACGUUGGUCACCAGCCAAAUCGUUGGAUACAAUUUUUCACUUCUGUCGAGAAUCGUCAUGCUUUACCAUUAUUUACAUCAUUGUUGAAUACGGUUUUUGCAUAUAAUCCGAAUAGUUUUUUGCCGUUCAAUCAUCUAUUAUUCCAAGAUUCUAAAGAACCUUUGGUGGAAGUAGCUUUACAAAUCUUAAUUGUCAUUUUGGAUCAUGACUUUUCAACACCAAUCUUAUCAUCAAUAGAAGAGGCAAAAAAAUCACCAGUUUCAUCGCAAGAUAAUCUUUUUAUCAAUUACAUAAGCCGAAUACAUCGUGAAGAUGAUUUCGAAUUUAUAUUGAAAGGAUUCACAAAACUACUAAAUAAUCCAUUACAGCAAUCAUAUUUGCCUAAUUCGACGAAAAAAAUCAAAUUUCAUCAGGAAUUGUUGGUUUUAUUUUGGAAGAUUUGUGAUUAUAACAAAAAAUUCAUGUAUUAUGUUCUGAAAACUUGCGAUGUUUUGAAAAUUUUAGUACCAAUUCUCUAUCAUUUGAAUGAUGCUCGUGCCGAUCGAUCACGCGUUGGCCUUGUACACAUUGGUGUUUUCAUAAUUCUCCUUCUUAGUGGUGAACGUAACUUUGGCGUCCGGCUAAAUCGUCCUUACCAAGCGGUGGCACCUAUGGAUUUACCCAUUUUCUCUGGAACACAUGCUGAUCUAUUGGUGAUAGUAUUUCAUAAAUUAAUCACUACUGGUCAUCAACGUUUGCAACCAUUGUUUGAUUGUUUACUUACAAUCUUGGUUAACGUCAGUCCGUAUUUGAAAACAUUGUCAAUGGUUGCUUCAGCCAAAAUUCUUCAUCUACUUGAGGCAUUUUCAACACCAUGGUUUUUAUUCAGCAAUCCAACCAAUCAUCAUCUGGUCUUUUUUCUGCUUGAAAUAUUCAACAAUAUUAUACAAUAUCAGUUUGACGGUAAUUCCAAUUUAAUUUAUACAAUCAUACGUAAACGGCAAGUGUUUCAUGCGUUGAGUAAUUUGCCCACUGAUUAUGGUAUAAUUCAACGAUCAUUGAAUCAAGCAAAGCUUCAAGCUUUGAUAUCAACUAAUCAUACUUCCGGACAAAUGAAAAGAUUCAAUAGGCAACAUUCGAGUCAAUCUAGUAAACAUCAAGGAAGACCUUUAUCCUGAUAAUCAUCAACGGCCCAAUCAUCAAUAAUUGAUUAUGAUGUAACGGCAUCUCAUUCCAACCCAUCAACACCCACUGAAUGCAAUAAUGAAAACAAAAUAUCAUCGUUGGUUCAUAAGUCUGAAUCAACAUCAACAAAUCAUAAAAUUACAUCAGCACCAGUCGAUAUGAAUAUUUUGACUAAUGAACCAUCGAAUUCACCAAUUCCAUCAUUGAUCUCGACUUCAACGAAUCAUAUGAAUAUUUCUUUGGCUGCUUUGCCUAAAUUGGAAAAAAUGACCGAAAGAACACAUCCUAAUCAUAAAAUAGAUUCUGAGGAUAGCGUAGGUGAUAAAUUCAUUCAAAACAAUCCUGAAGAUAUUGUCAACACUAAUCAUCACCAUUGUCAAGAGCAUUUAUCAGCCAAUCGAACGAAUUCAAGAAGGCCAAAAUCAAUGUCAAGGCAAUCAUCAACAGCAUCGGAUGAUCAAUCUUCUGCUGGUUCAUCUUCAAAAGGAUCAAAAGAUCAAAAAAAUAUUGCACUAGACACGGGAAGUUGGCAUCCUUCGACUGAUUGGAUUAUUUCCUGGAAACAAAAAUUACCUUUGCAAACAAUCAUGCGAAUGUUACAAGUUUUAGUACCACAGGUGGAAAAAAUGUGCCUGGAUAAAGGAAUAACAGAUGAAAAUGAAAUAUUAAAAUUUCUUCAACAUGGCACAUUAGUAGGAUUAUUGCCUGUACCACAUCCUAUUUUGAUAAGAAAAUAUCAGACAAACAUUGGCACAACAAUAUGGUUUCGAACCUAUAUGUGGGGCAUCAUAUAUCUACGUAAUAGUGAUCCACCUAUCUGGUAUGAUACGGAAGUGCGUCUGUUUGAGAUUCAAAAAAGUUGAACAAUUAUAUCAAACUAGCAUACGUAUCACACACACAAACAACAAAUCUCAAUUUAUUGUUGCCCAUUUUACAUCAUUUUCUCAACUUUAUAUUUGUGUAUGUUAUAUAAUGAUGGAAUGGCUCUUAUCUGGAUUUUUGAACUAAUAUUGGAAUUUGAUUUCUUGAAAUUUUUUAAAAUUUAAAUUUCUGUACAUGGUAUAUGAAUGAUACAAGUAUUCACGUGAUUCUCACACACGAUUAUAAUCAAAUU